AUGGGGAAACAGAAAUCGAAUAAAGAAUUGGAAGAGGAAGUAAAUAAUUCAAGACCAACUCAUAAAAAGAAGCAUAAACAUAAGCAUAAGAAACAUAAAAGAAAGAAAGAACAUGGCUCAAUGGAAGAGUCGUCUGAAAGUAAAGGUAGAGAAGUCAAAUUAAAGAUUAAACUUGGUGGCCAAACAUUAGCUACGACCCACGCACAUGCAUUUACUGUCAUAAACGACUAUCAUGAGAGGGUUAGAGAGUUUAUGGUAUCUGAAGAAGAGGAAGAUAUAGAGGUCUACAGUGCUAAUAGCGAAAGACACGAAGAUGAACAUUAUGCAUCUGCAGAUGAAAAAUCCCAAGAAGUCAAUGUAGAAAAUGGAGACAGUGAGGACGAAUGGCUUGCUGCUCUGGAAAGCGGAGACUUAGAUGAAAAUGGAAGAGUCAGAACUGCAAGGAAGAAAUCCAUGAUGACUGCAAGACAACGAGCGAUGAUGGGAGAAGUAGAAUAUGUAGAACCUUUACUAGAACUACCUAUGGGACGCAAGCAAAGCAAAGAGGUAACGGAAGAAAUGUUACAACGGAAGCAACAGCGAGCGACAAAGAGAAAGUUACAAAUUGCAAAAAAAAUUGAACAGAAUAAAGCCCAAACUAUUGAUAAAUUAUUGUACAAACAAGCUAGUCGUUCUCGAAAAGAUGCAGCUAAGAAGUCUAUGGGAAGUAAAGAUAUUCCAAGAAUCCGUUAUACAAAUCGUGUAAAUUUUUUUAGCUUAUCCUUUCCUGAAAACAUAGAAUUCCCUAUGAUCGCUCAGACCAUAAAAAUCCCGAAAGAACGAGAAUUAUGUACAGUAGACGGUUGUAAGAAUUUUCGCCGGUAUGCUGAUUCUAAAUUAAAUUUACCAUUAUGCAGUUUUGAGUGUUACAAAAAGCUCAAUAACUCCAAAAUUGAAGAGAUGAAGGUUGCUAAUUGA
Trichoplax adhaerens is the source of this 957-nucleotide messenger RNA. RefSeq lists its product as uncharacterized. NCBI's taxonomy places the organism in Eukaryota, Metazoa, Placozoa, Uniplacotomia, Trichoplacea, Trichoplacidae. The record is from RefSeq and is a predicted model, not a curated record. Gene Ontology annotation, biological process: chromatin remodeling. Gene Ontology annotation, cellular component: Ino80 complex. The coding region runs from base 1 to 957 and encodes 318 amino acids. The transcript is spliced from 11 exons.